UCACCAUUGACAGCCGAAGCACAACUUUUCCCCAGGCAAAGUGAAAUCAAGCCGCGGACACGGACACAACCUAGUCCCCGCUUUUCAACUGAAAUUAGUGGAAAUUUGGCGUCGCAGCCCCCCCGUCAGAGCCAGAGUCGCUCGCCCGUCCCCCGAAGAGGAGCCACCCGCGGCCCGACGCCUUUGUGCCGGUUUCCGAGCACUUUUUGGAGACUGGCGGAAAGUCGGUGAUGAGUCCCGGGCUGCCAAAGAAGCGAGAACUUGCUCUCCGAGCCGAGUAGUUGUUCUUCGGCUUGUUAUUGUUGCUCGAAACCCCCCCGAAUUGCCCCAAAGUUGGCGUCGCUCGCGUCGAAAGUGGGAGCAAAGUGCUUUUGUGGACGGAACAUGGAAGUACAAGGCCUGCAAGAGGCGCUCCAAGUCGAAAUCCAAUGUCAUCAGAAUCCGACGCUGUGCAAAGGCCUGAAUGAACUUCAGAACGGGCAGAAGAUGGCGGUGCGGAGUUGCCCGGUGGGUGCGACCAAGCCGCUUACUCUCAUCAAGCCCACGAGCCAGGGCAUCGCCAUCUCCGUGGUCCCGGCUCCCGUCGCCGCGGUAACGGCGCACAUCAACGGGCAGAAGACGCCCGGCUCCGAUCCGCCGCAGACGUUGCCCGCCAACCUACAGACGGGCGGGAGGGUGGCGUUCGGGGUCGGGGGUCGCCCGCUGGGCGGCAAGAGGGCCCUGGAGCUUCCUCCCGCACAGAUGUUGGGCUCGCUCACGUCCGUUCCCAUCAAGGUGCCUCAAGUCAGCUCGCUGCACCGACUGGCCGGUCAAGCCGCCGGCGUGCUCCCUCAGGUCAGGCCAAAGACGCUGAUUCCGGACAGCCUCCCCCACAGCCCGUGCCCGGACCCCCCGCAGCCGCGGACCACCUCCGCGCUCAACCACCCGGGCCCCACCCUGCCCACCCCCAACUGCACCCUCAGCCCCCACCGGCAACCUUACGACGGCGCCGGCGAGGCGGGCGGCCCCGCCCAGCACGCCUCGGCGGGGGCCGGCGUGGCCUACGCCAUCAUCGCCGCCUCGCCCGCCAACGGCAACGGAGUGGCCGCCGUCGGCGAGGCCGUCAAGGUGAUCAUCAUCCAGCCUCAGGCCCCCGGCAGUAGCGAGGGGGGGUCGCUCCCCCUCCCAUCACAGGAGCCCCCGCCCGCCCCCACCAAGAAGAUCGACGAGGACCCGGAGAAAAUUGCUUUCAUGGUCUCACUCGGACUCGUCACCAACGAGCACCUGGAAGGUAACCGCUUCCCCCCACACCCUGACUUAACGUGUGUGUUCAUGGGUUCCACGUGCGCUUUCUUGGGAGUUUUUGUUUGUUUGUUUUUUGUAGAAAUUCAGCUGAAGAGGCAGGAGAGAAAAAGGCGGAGCACAGCUAACCCCGCCUACAGCGGCCUCUUUGAGCCAGAGGUACUUUCUAAUGCCUUUUGUAUUUUUCAUGACGACGAUGACAUCAUCAUCACGCGGCAGGACUCGGCUGUCGUUUGUGUUUGUCCCCAGCGCAAACGUCUGGCGACGCAUUACCUGAACAGCCCGCUCUUCUUGUCGGCACGAGACUCUGAGGAUUUCUGCUGGAAGGAUGACGUGGAGCAGGACGAGCGCUGCGCCGUGUGCCGCCAGGACGGUGAGCUGCAGCCGUGUCACAACUGCCCGCGAGCCUUCCACCGGGACUGCCUGCAGCCGCCGCUCAAGACCCCGCCCGGGGGACCCUGGUACUGCCCCAAGUGCCGCAAGAAGGUUCUGAACAAGGAGAACAUGUCGUGGCCUCACAACUUCGUGCAGUCUUACGUCACGCACAAGACGGUGCGGCAGGAGGAGAAGCGGCGUCUGCUGCGACGAAACGUGGAGCUGAAGAAGGAGUGCGCCCACCUGGAGGAGGAAGACGACGAGCUCAACGAGACGCUCAAACGCUGCCUGGACCGGCGAGAUCGUCUGGCGGCGCAGCAGCGGGACACGCUGGCGUCGCUGGAGCGACUCAAAGCGCUCAUCAAGCUCAUCCAGGUUACCGUGACGACCGGCGCGCCCGCCGCCUCCUCCUCGCCGCGCUCGCCGUCCCAGAUGAAAAGCGGCGGGCCGUCGACCUCGCCCCUCCGGCCCUCUCGAGACGACGCGGCCGACUAGCCCCCCCGGCCGCGGCGCCCCCGGUGGCCGGCCGGUGAAUCAUUUUAUCUGUGACGACGGAAGUGUUUGGAAGACCUCUAGUGCUUACGAGAUUAGUUUUCGUUCUUGUUUGUCGGCCUUAAACGUGUUCUACUUGCCACAAGCGAGCAGCUUUUUUCUUUUGCCAAAACUAUUCAGGAAGUAUUGAGAGAAGAAGAAGAAGAAGAAGAAGAAAGUAUUUAAGAGCAAAGUACACCAACUAAGUAGUAUUUCGUUGUACAUAAACACGUUGACGGACGCUGAGCCCCGCAGAAUCAAACCGAAUCUUCGGACUGCAUUCGUCCAGCGCUUCACCGAUGUGACGAGGAACGGCCCGUGGCCCGUGGCCCGCGGCCCGCCCGCCCGUCCGGCAGUUGUAAGGCUCGCGGUCGGAAUCCGGCCCGUCCGUGCGGAGUUUGCAUGUUCUCCCCGUGUUCCGGUGGGCUUUUCCCAUCCGCGUCAGCAUGUUCGCUUCAUCGAGCGCUCGAAACGGUCCGCAGGUGUGACAGACCGAUUGUCUUUCGGUGCUGCCGACCGGUGCUGGGAAGAUGACUUUGCAAAUGUGACAAUUCCAAGCCUGUUGGAAACGGAAUCGGAGUGGAACUCUUUCAAAGUCGCAGAACGACUGGCAUUUCAUGACAUUGCUUCAUUUGGAUGAAAGCAUCGCAACCUUUUUCAAGCUUGCACCACUAGGUGGCGCCCGGAGGUCCGAUUUGGAAAAGUACGUCACGUUUGAGGCACAUGACCAGAGAGCGCCAAUCAUAGGCGUCGGCUUUCCCAAAAAGUUUCAAAAGCAAAUGUCACGUCACGACAUAUUUCGUUGUGGAUUUCUGUCGUGAAAGGAUGUCACCUGCUUCCAUUUUGAAUGAGUCACUCCCCGACACUGAUGGCGACCAGUCCGUAGUUCGGCGACCGGUCCGGGGCGUCCCGUCAUGAGGAGAAACGAGACGGAUGAUUGGCCGGAUGCAUUCACAUGACAAAUAUGCCAAAAAGUCUUUUUUUUUACCGUUUUCUUUUUCUACUGGAAUCCAUCAUAUCAAGAGAUGUUUUUUUUCUUAUUUAUUUUAUUAUUUUUUUUACUGUGUUUUGUUUUUGUUUUUGUUUUUGGGCGGGCCGCAGCCACACUGCCUAACAUGAGCGCUCGCUCGUCUUCCUGCGGAACAAAAACGCCUUCAUCGUAUCAGCGCCUGCAGACCGACGGCCUCGUUUCUUCUCCACCAAACCAGCAGCCCCCCUGGCCCGCCCGCACGCAGGCACGCGUGGUCUUGUCCGGGAGAAACUGUGGCGCGAUGAAACAGAUCUAUUUUAUUAGAGCACACCUUUGAACAAAGAACAAGGUUUUUCUAUUCUUUUAUCGAGCAGCAAAAACAAUAGAUGUCUCUUUUGUUUGGUUUGUGUCGACGCCACCGCGGGAAGUUGUGACUAGCGAGUAGACCGAGUGUUUUGUCUUCAAUAUGCCAACGUAGUACUUCACUUUUUUCUACCGACUUCGUACGAAAAAACCCCCAAAACGAUUCCUUAAUAAACAUUUGAACUACAAAACA
Messenger RNA from Phyllopteryx taeniolatus (common seadragon), 3713 nucleotides. It is a transcript of the gene phf21b, whose product is annotated as PHD finger protein 21B. The record is from RefSeq and is a predicted model, not a curated record. NCBI's taxonomy places the organism in Eukaryota, Metazoa, Chordata, Actinopteri, Syngnathiformes, Syngnathidae. The transcript is spliced from 12 exons. Bases 385 to 2151 code for a protein of 588 amino acids.